Messenger RNA from Astyanax mexicanus (Mexican tetra), 2871 nucleotides. It is a transcript of the gene chadlb, whose product is annotated as chondroadherin-like b. Bases 237 to 2585 code for a protein of 782 amino acids. The record is from RefSeq and is a predicted model, not a curated record. Gene Ontology annotation, molecular function: protein binding. The transcript is spliced from 8 exons. NCBI's taxonomy places the organism in Eukaryota, Metazoa, Chordata, Actinopteri, Characiformes, Acestrorhamphidae. Gene Ontology annotation, cellular component: extracellular matrix.
AGUAAUCUUUGGAUUUCAGGUUUUUCAGGACAUUCCUGUUCUAAUCCCAUCCAGACUGGAAUCUCUUAACAAUGCAACAGGGUUGUGCUUUUUCCAAAUUGUUCAGUGUUUGUACAGAGUUUUACAGUGCAAUCCGUUUUUAAGUUGGUAAUUAUGGUUUUUACAGAUGAAACAGCAGCAAUGACUGUAGGCAGUCUGAUUCUGAGAGCCACUCUGCUUCACGAUUCACUUGUUAAAUGUCCUCUCCUUUUCGGGGAGGUGAAGCGCACAGCCACUGGAAUGGCAAGAUGUGCAGCCUUGGUGUGUGGCCAAUAGCAUUACUGCUUCUCCUCUGCAUCUGUGAAGCAAAGGCAGCAAAGUGCACCAGAUUCUGCAUCUGUGACAGCAUCCAACUCACAGUGGCUUGUGUCAACAAGAACCUAACUGAGGUUCCACCUUCCAUUGAUGAGAUCACAGUCAAGUUGGACUUGAGAGGUAAUAACCUGCAGGAACUUCCUACAGGAGCAUUUUCGCAUACACCUUACCUCACCCACUUGUCCCUCCAACGCAGUAAAAUCCUAAAAGUGAGAGAAGGAGCUUUUCGCAGCCUUGGCCGCUUGGUUUUUCUUAACUUGGCCUACAACGAUAUUGAGAUCCUCUAUCAGGAGUCGUUUGAUGGACUCUCCUCCCUGAAGCAGCUGCUCAUUGACCACAACAGAAUUGAGGAGAUCCAGCCUGGAGCUUUCUCACAGCUAGGCUUUCUUAACCUUCUCUCUAUCACCCACAACCGGCUGGAAUACAUACCAAACAUGGCCUUUCAGGGCCUGCAGAACAUUAAAUGGUUACGGCUCAGUCACAACGCUCUCAAUUAUCUGGACAUUGAGGCGUUUGCAGGCCUCUUCACUCUGACCCGUCUCAGUCUUGAUAACAACGGGGUGCAGUUUUUCCCCACUGAGACAAUGACCAGAUUGCCUGAAGUGACUCGCCUGGACUUGAGCUACAAUCCCAUGACCUAUCUUGGAGAGGAGGUAGUUUCCAUGGCCAAGCUCACACACCUCUUCCUGGAUCACAACUCCCUGCAGGAUUUCUCCAACUCUGCUGUCUUGCUGUCUCCCCGUCUCACUCACCUGGACCUCAGUCACAACCAGCUGCGUGUUUUGCAGCCUCUUGUUCCUGAAUCACCCAAACUCACCCGCCUCAACUUGGCAGGAAACCCCAUCUACUGCAGCUGCUACCUGCGUCCACUGCGAGAGUGGGCCAUUAGGGAGCGUGUGCGUCUGGGGGGAGCGUGCAGAGGUCCGCCUCACCUUUCUGAGGAGAACCUGGACGCGGUGCAGCCUGCUGAUUUGCGCUGCCAAAGUCAAGAGGCCAUGCUGAAAGCUGAGCUGGAGGAAAUGAACAGAUUUCCUGCACCACCCACAACCCCACCUCCUGACCAGAUCCAGUGUCCAGCCAACUGUGUCUGUGAGGCUGAGAACCAUCACUCAUCCUGUGAGAACAAGGGCCACACCAAAGUACCACGAGGCUUCUCUCCAAACACCCGUUUGCUGGACUUACGUGACAACCACUUCCACUACAUCCCCACAAACAGUUUCCCAGGUGUUCCAGAGGUAGUUUCCCUUCACCUGCAGCGCUGCAAGAUUCAUGAGGUGGAGAACGGCGCCUUCAGUGGUAUGAAGGGCCUGGUCUACCUCUACCUGUCGGAGAAUGACCUCACGUCACUAAGUCCAAAUGCCUUCAAAGGACUGCCUCAGCUCACAUACCUUCAUUUAGAGAAGAACCGUUUUACCCAGUUCCCCAAAGGUGCCUUCAAGCUGCUGCCCGGCUUACUGGCUCUUCAUUUGGAAAACAAUGCCAUCGCUAAGCUUGAUUCAGGGAUCCUAAUGGGUGCUGAGAAGCUCAGGGGUCUUUUUCUCACCUCAAAUGCUAUUACCUACAUCAACCCCAGAGCUUUUGACCCAGCGCCUGAUCUCGAUACCCUGCAUUUAGGAAGCAACAAACUUAAGGAGGUGCCCAGUACUGCCCUCUCCAAGACCAGUAGCUUGGCUGAGCUUCGUCUGUCAUACAAUUCUAUUCGCUGGGUUGGACCAGAAGCUUUUUCGCCAGUCGGAGCCUCUCUGAGACAUCUGUAUCUUGAUAACGUGGGUUUAGAAAAGAUGUCCAAAGAUGCAUUUACUGGACUUGGAUCUGGCCUGAGGAGUCUUUUCUUGGAAGGAAACCAGCUUGAGGAUGUUCCUGACUUAAAUCCACUUACUGGGCUUGAAGCUAUUAAUCUGGCAGAGAAUCCAUUACUGUGCGACUGUCCACUGCUACCUCUGCGCAGGUGGAUAGAGAGUGUAAACCUAAAGGUCAGAGCCACCUGUGCCUACCCACCUGAGCUCCGAGGCCAGAAAGUUAAGGAUGUCCACGUCUUUAAGAGCUGUCCUGGAGAGAGGCCUUAUCCUACUCGGACACCGUACACCUCAAAAGCUCCAAAGGCCACGAAAUCCAAACCUGCUCUUAUUGGUGCCCCAAAAGUCAUGAAAGUGGCUAAAGUUAAACCACGUAAGAAUGCAAAACCUCACUUUGUGCAGAAACCCACUGCCAAGAAACACAAGUCAGUGUAGACUAGAUCCAAUUAAACCAACAGAAACCAAUACAGGAAUAAGCAUUUAAAGCUGUUUAAGUGACUCUUGCAGAAAACACACACCCUGUAUCUACUUAAGUCAAUCCAUGCUGGAUAGUAAGCUGAUACUAAGUCAUGUUUCUAUAUUACUUUUUUUCUACUUUAUUUAAGCACUUAAUAUUUUCUACAGUAUUUCUUUGCAAUCCAAUUCUUAUUGAAGCCAUGUAGUUUCUCUUUUCUUUCUGUGUGUGCCUUACUAUUGUACUGCAAGUUCAAAUUGGUUCACA